This is a messenger RNA of Blumeria graminis f. sp. triticale, 243 nucleotides long. Lineage: Eukaryota; Fungi; Ascomycota; Leotiomycetes; Helotiales; Erysiphaceae. The record is from the annotation of a GenBank genome assembly.
AUGGCCCCUCUACGACCACGAUUCUUUUCGCAGCCAUUCAAGUUUAUUCACUGGGCAUCCAUCGAAAAACCAGCUAUAUUCUGGUCUAUUAUCAUCGGGAGUUUGGGACCAGCAACAAUCGUGGUGGCUCCAACUAUUCGUAGACUAUUUGGAGAUAAACCAAGGCCACCCAUCCCUCUAACGUAUCCAAUUCCUUCCGGCCCACGACAGCCUCUGUCUGGUUAUGAAGAUGAGGACGAGUAG